Molecule: messenger RNA, 3619 nt
Organism: Ceratotherium simum simum (southern white rhinoceros)
Lineage: Eukaryota; Metazoa; Chordata; Mammalia; Perissodactyla; Rhinocerotidae
Gene: ZNF567
Product: zinc finger protein 567
Biological process (GO): regulation of transcription by RNA polymerase II
Molecular function (GO): DNA-binding transcription factor activity, RNA polymerase II-specific; RNA polymerase II cis-regulatory region sequence-specific DNA binding
Source: RefSeq, a predicted model, not a curated record
GAGAUCUUCCAAAAGCCCCUCAGGCCCAACGUUAAACCCAGAACUGCAGAAAUGAAGCUCUACCCCGUAAUACAACCCUACGUGAUCACAGAAUUAAAAGCCUCUUCCAUCACAUUAGGUAACAACAGCAAUGUUUUGUGAUGGGCAGUCUCAAACGCCACCGUGUCACGUACCCCACAUCGGAGCCGAUCACAGUCACCCCAAAGGUCCCGCAUCCGAGCAGGGACACACAAGCACAAUCACGCACCUGUCACGGCCUCAUCACUGCGCACACACCCCGCCUCGUCACGGCCACAAACGCUCACACUUAAACACGCAUACACAAGCCUGAGCUCCGGGCUCCACACGCCCUGUCUGCGCCAGGAGGCCUCGAGGAUUCCUCGCCGUGAGCGCCCGCCGCGCCCAGACACCAGUUCCCACUCGGAGCGCCACGACUUUGAGGAUUUCGGAAGAGCCAGAGACGCAAAGUUCUUUUCAAAAGCUGCCAGGGGUCUGUGGGAAAUGUAGUUCAACGCCGGAAAAACCCGGAUGUCGAGAGGGCGCGCGGAGGCCGCGGCCGCGAGGACGGAGCCGCGGAGACGCUUGGGAGGAGCAGCCGGCGGGGGAGUACGCAGGCGCAGGCGGCUGGCCAGUGGUCCAAGGUGGGUAGUCUCCAGCUGCAAUGGAUUGGGAGCUGGAAAAGGGAAGAGAAGUCAGGGAGAAGAAGAGGCUAACAUGACUGGUACCAUUAUAAUUUAGUGUAAGUCAUCUUUUACCUUCUGAAAGAACCCACUGCUGGCCACUUCCAGAGAUACACUUCCCUUCUUAUGGGCAUAGACACUUCUCCAGCUGCCUCCUCAGUGCUUCCUCUGGGCAUGCAGUGGCCCACCUGGUGGGUCUUGUCUCUCCAGUCAGUCCUCUUGGCAGGAUCCAAGCCAAACUAGGCGGGCUGCAUCCAUGGGGUCCCCAUCUAGAGCUCAGGAACCGCCCGUUUUCUAAAGGGGAGCCCAAAGAAAGACUGGUCAUCUUUUGCAAAUCUCAAAGCCAUGGCUCAGGGAUCCGUGUCAUUCAAAGAUGUGACUGUAGACUUCACUCCAGAGGAGUGGCAGCACCUGGAUCCUGCUCAGAAGACUCUAUACAUGGACGUGAUGUUGGAAAACUAUUGCCACCUCGUUUCUGUGGGGUGUCACAUGACCAAGCCUGAUGUGAUCCUCAAGUUGGAACGAGGAGAAGAGCCAUGGACAUCAUUUACAGGUCAUACCUGCUUAGAAGAAAACUGGAAAGCUGAAGACUUUUUAGUGAAAUUCAAGGAACAUCAAGAUAAGUAUUCUAGAUCAGUUGUAUUCAUCAACCAGAAAAAACUGAUGGAGAACAGUACUGCACACGAAAAGACAUUUACUUUAGGCAAAAACCCUGUUAAGUUAAAAAAUCUACCUCCUGAAUAUGACACUCACAGAAAGAUUUUUAAAAAUGUUUCAGAAUUAAUCAUCAGUAAUCUAAGUCCUACAAGAAAGAGACUUAGUGAGUAUAAUGGAUAUGGGAAAUCACUCCUCAAUACUCAGCCAGGGACAGCUCAUCCUGGAGUCAAAUCCCAUAAUCAACGUGGCAGGGUUGUCCGUCAUAAUGAAGUGCUUAUGCAAUAUCAUAAGAUGGAAACUCCACAGUCAUUUGGAUAUAACGACUGUGAGAAAUCCUUCCUUAAAAAAGGAGACUUAAUAACACAUAAUAGAGCUUACAGAAGGGGAAACCCAUCUGAAUAUCAUAAAAGGAGAAGAGCAACCAAUGUUGAAAAGAAACAUACAUGCGCUGAAUGUGGGAAGUCCUUCUGCAGGAAGUCAGUAUUAAUUCUACAUCAGGGAAUUCACACAGAAGAAAAACCCUAUCAAUGUCAUCAAUGUGGAAAUUCAUUUAGAAGGAAGUCAUAUCUCAUCGAUCAUCAGAGAACUCACACAGGAGAGAAACCCUUUGUUUGUAAUGAAUGUGGUAAGUCCUUCCGCCUAAAGACAGCCCUCACUGAUCAUCAGAGAACACAUACAGGGGAGAAAUCAUACGAAUGUCCACAAUGUAGGAAUGCCUUCAGAUUGAAGUCACACCUGAUUCGUCAUCAGAGAACUCAUACAGGAGAGAAACCAUAUGAGUGUAAUGACUGUGGGAAGUCCUUCCGCCAGAAGACAACACUCUCUCUACAUCAAAGAAUUCAUACAGGAGAGAAACCCUAUAUUUGCAAAGAAUGUGGCAAGUCCUUUCACCAGAAGGCAAACCUUACUGUACAUCAGAGAACUCAUACAGGGGAAAAGCCCUAUAUUUGUAAUGAAUGUGGGAAAUCCUUCUCCCAGAAGACAACCCUUGCGCUUCAUGAGAAAACUCAUAAUGAGGAAAAACCCUACAUUUGUAAUGAAUGUGGGAAGUCCUUCCGCCAGAAGACAACCCUCGUAGCACAUCAGAGAACACAUACAGGGGAAAAAUCCUAUGAAUGUCCUCACUGUGGGAAGGCCUUUAGAAUGAAGUCAUACCUCAUUGAUCACCACAGAACUCACACAGGAGAGAAACCAUAUGAAUGUAAUGAAUGUGGGAAAUCCUUCAGCCAGAAGACAAAUCUCAAUCUACAUCAAAGAAUUCAUACAGGGGAGAAACCCUAUGUUUGUAAUGAAUGUGGGAAGUCUUUUCGCCAGAAAGCAACCCUCACUGUACAUCAGAAAAUACAUACAGGUCAGAAGUCCUAUGAAUGUCCUCAGUGUGGGAAAGCCUUUAGCAGGAAGUCAUAUCUUAUUCAUCAUCAAAGAACUCAUACAGGAGAGAAACCAUAUAAAUGUAAUGAAUGUGGGAAGUGCUUUCGCCAGAAGACAAAUCUCAUUGUACAUCAGAGAACUCACACAGGGGAGAAACCCUAUAUUUGUAAUGACUGUGGUAAGUCCUUCAGUUAUAAGAGAAACCUCAUUGUCCAUCAAAGAACUCACAAGGGAGAAAACAUGGAAAUGCAAUAAACAAUGUGAUUUCUUUGUGAAGCCUUUCCAAGUUAUUAUAAACCUUUAGUUUAAAAAAGAAAGCAUGCUUAAACAUGUUAAUAAGGUUACUUUAAUCACAAAUCUAAUAAUAGUUAUUAAUUUAAAGUACUAUACCAUAUAACUAUUUCCUGUUUACUAGCAUAUAAAAUGGGUAUGAUCAUUGUUAUUGAAUGCUAUCAGCAAUGAAGCUAAUUUUUAAGUUUUCAAGUUCUCUUGCUGACUCAGUUUAUAUUAAAAAAAAAACUUAUAUAAAUACACACAGAGGCAAGAUACAAAAUGGUUAUAAGCAUCAGUCUUCAUAAGAGAAAAUAUGAAGUAUAUUUCUCAUUGCAGUCUGUAGAAUAAAAAGUAGUUGUUACUUCCCCAAAGAUUACCAGUUCUCUGGCUUAAACAUCAUGAAAUAGUUUUUGCAUGUCUUUAAGCUUUAUAUAUAUUUUAUCAUACACCAUGAAUUCUUUUGUGUCUUGUUUCACUCAACAUUUUUAAGAUUCAUACAUUAUUGCAUGUGGCAGUAUUCAUUUUCAUUCUGUAUGCUAUUCCAUUUUAAGAAUAUACAGCUAUUUAUCCUCUUGAUGGAUAUUUGUAUUUUUUAAAAUUUUGUGUUGUAAUAAAAAUACUGCUAUAAAUAUUCUUGU